Messenger RNA from Miscanthus lutarioriparius, 2643 nucleotides. The record is from the annotation of a GenBank genome assembly. Lineage: Eukaryota; Viridiplantae; Streptophyta; Magnoliopsida; Poales; Poaceae.
AUGGCAACGGGCAAUAUCUGCGCAGAUAGUGGCCGCAUGCCCACGCCCAUUGUGCAAAAUCUUUGUGCCCGUGCCAGUACCGCCACCGCCGCCACGGCAAAGAAACUUGUGUCAUGUCUUAUCCGCGGGCAAGGCUCGCCCGUGGGCAGAGCGUACCCGCCAAAUGGGGAAGACAAUGGUAGCUGCGAGGCGGAGAUGGCCCCGGCCGCGGUCCACGGCGGUGUAGGGGCGAAGAUGGCUAAGCGAGAAGGCGGCGCGGGCGGCGGCUACUGGCCGCAUGGCGGUCGCAAAAGGCGGCCUGGGCGCGAGCGGGCGGCCAUGGGCUUGAUCCCACAGAGGCGAUUCGCUGAAGGAUGCGCCUUGCAGGCGAACAAAGGAACCGCAUCCACCGUCGCCACCGCGAGAUCCCCUAAGCCGUUCUCGCUAGUCAAGGCUCGUGGUCGCGACCUUCCUCCUCUUCCACCGGCCCCUUCUCUUCUCUCGCAGCAGGGUGUGGCGAAAAAGCAGACUCGACAAUGGGCUGCGUGGACACACCAAGAGGAGGAGAAUUUCUUCAAUGCACUGCGGCAAGUAGGAAAAAACUUCGACAAGAUUACACACCGUGUUCAGAGUAAAAACAAGGAUCAGGUCAGGCAUUACUAUUACCGUCUUGUUCGACGCAUGAAGAAGCUAUUGGGUCCUAGGUUCUCACUUGAUGCAAAAAACUCCAAGGAUACCAUUGCUGCUAUGCUUCGCUGGUGGUCUCUGCUUGAGAAAUUUAGCUGCAGUGCAUCAAAGCUGCAUCUGAAGCCUCGGAGGUUCAAAACAUUUGUAGAAGCAUUGGGAAAACAACUGCUAAAGGACAGAAAUAAGUCCAGGAGAAAGCGUUCACGAGUGGAUAUGUGCCUACCUUGUCCAUCUCCAAUUAUCAGCAAGGCUCCUGGAAAUGAGACUCCUCCUGUAAAGUUCCUGUCAGUAGAUGCUCAAAAUGGUAGCAGAGUAGCAUCUCCUAAAGGGACAAUUUUCAAGCGGGUUGCUGAACCAAUUUCUAACAAGUCAGGAACAACUAAAGGGGACCUCUCCGCCACAAGAACCGUGAAACAAAAAAGGAAGGCAGGUGGCGCUGUUGCAUCUACUGCAUAUAAAAAAUGGGAGAGAGCGGCCAUGGCUGGUGUUUCUUUAGUUGCUGAUGCAGCUGAGGAGCUCGAGCGCAACACAAUUAACCCGGGCAUUUUAUGUAAUGUUGAUGCAAGAACACUGACUUCAUCAUCAGAUAGACUUUCUACUGCUGAUGGCAUCAGCACAAAUCAUAUGAAGGAAGCAGAUUCACAAGCACCUGUGAAGCUGAAGCUACAGUUAUUUCCAAUAAAUGAAGCUACUCGGAAGGCAUUGGAGAAGGAUGACCAUAAUCCUCAUCUAGAGCUCACAUUAAGCUCUAGGAAGAAAAUAUCAUCUGUGCUAGAACAUCUAAACCGAAAAUGGGGUAACUCAAACAUCGCAUCUGGAGAGCUUAUUCUUUUUCCGUAUUGUGCUAAUCAAGAGGAUUUGGCUACAUAUCAGAGGUGGACAACAAGAGAUACUGUUGCAGUAGCUGAUGUGUUUCUUUCUGUGAAUAGCCCUUCUGUUUUCCGUUUAAGGUAUGGUUGGUUUUCCCUUGUUGAGCUUGGAGCAGGAGUAAGUGAAAUAUCUUUAACCCAUUUUGAGGAUUGCAUGAUACCAGAAGUCAUCCAAGUCAAAUCGCCAUCAGGAGAUAAGGCUUGUGUGCAAAAGGAUGGUACUUUGCUCAGUAAUUGCACUCACAAGCAAUAUCCUUGUAGUUCAGUGUUAUUGCAUAUGACACCAUCUAGUACAGGCAAGAAUUCUGAGCUUCCAGAUCAGCCAGCUAAUGUGCCCCCCUCUCAGUUUGGCAGCCAAAAGCAAGUGCAGGUUCCUGUAACCCAAGCUUUUGAGGGUGAUCAGGGAAUGAAUUGUGUGGCAAUAUCUGAAGUAGAGUGGGCAGACACCCUUACAGAUAUCAGUGUUGGGCACUUACUGACAGAAGCAUCCAAAGGUCCUCAUUUGGAUUGCAUAGGGACUAGUGUAAAGAAUCCUUUGUUUCUUGAGAACCCAUGCAGCUAUGACUCGUUUGAUGCUGCUGUUGCCCUUCAUGCUUCUCGUUAUCAAGCAUCCGAGCAGCCAGCCCAUGCUCCCCAUUCAACUAUAUGGGGAGCAGAAGAAACAUGUGAUGAGUUCACCUUUAAUUUGUCAGCCUCCAGGAAGCAAGAAGGCUCAAACACUCCUAGCAGCUCUCCUGAUACUGACAAUGAAGUUCAUCCCUCAAAUUCGGAAGGAUUUCAAGCUUUUCUUCAGGACUUGACUGGAGAGGAUGAUGCUGAUAAUCCUUAUAACGACGAUGCCAAAGACGAAGAGGAGUUGUGUGCUAAAUCACCACCUCGAAAUGAUGAAACGAAUGAGUUGAAGGAUCAAUCUUUAGCUGACAUAUAUUGGCCUGAUUCACUCGGACCACUGGACUUGGACGUACCGUCUGUGAGAUAUCAAGCCGAUGACAUGCUGAUAGGGGACAGUCAAAAUAGUUGGAACCGCCUGAUGGCAAAUAGCCUCGAUGCAUUUCGAAACCUGUCAUUCUUCUCAGAUAAGAAUGACUCGAUUCCAUCGAUCAUGUAG